Coregonus clupeaformis (lake whitefish) is the source of this 7531-nucleotide messenger RNA. RefSeq names its product Rho guanine nucleotide exchange factor (GEF) 11 (gene arhgef11). Gene Ontology annotation, cellular component: cytoplasm. The transcript is spliced from 41 exons. Gene Ontology annotation, molecular function: guanyl-nucleotide exchange factor activity; G protein-coupled receptor binding. Bases 2309 to 6655 code for a protein of 1448 amino acids. Gene Ontology annotation, biological process: G protein-coupled receptor signaling pathway. The record is from RefSeq and is a predicted model, not a curated record. Lineage: Eukaryota; Metazoa; Chordata; Actinopteri; Salmoniformes; Salmonidae.
GGAAUGCCCAAAUGCAGGAACGCCCCGAAUUGCGGGCGGCAAUCAUACACUAUUGGUAAUUCUGGGGAUUUUUGUAUGGACUGUUGCAGUACUGGAAUCCAACCAGUUGGGGGUGUCUCUUUAGUUUGUCUUGCUCUUGGGACAUGGUAUGAUUUCCAUACACAACCACCACUUUAUGGGAGAGGAGGAAUAGCUACUGGAUUUAGGUAGGUGGAUAACAACAUAAUAUGGAUCAUCGGCUUGAAGGCUACAGCUAAAUACAUUAACAUAUUAAUGCAAUCAGAAAUGUGGAUUAAUCGAGGAAUGCGAGGAAGUGUGGGACAAUGGAAUCUCACCCCAUGGAAUGCAGCAGUUUGAUCAUAUGAAGCGAGUUGUUUGGAAAGGAGAGACGUCGCCUGCAUCUAGCUAUAACGCUAAGCCGAAUCGAAUGGACUGUCUUUCGAGAAAGAAAGAAAUGCAAGUUGAAUGUACACAUUGUACAAGAAAGAGGAUACUGGAUUUAUCUUUACAUUCCAGAGAACUGGCCUCAAUGUCUACAUUUCAGAUGCUAGCUAGCUAAUGCAUUUGAGUGGCAGACUAGUUUAGCUUUAGCUAGUCCUCCAUUGCUCUCGGCUGACCGCUAUCGCGUCAGCGUCAUAGCCGACGAGAACGCUCUUGUGUCCAAUCACAGUUUUCACGUGAUGUCGCGGAUGGCUUUUGGCCUCUAUCGGAAUUAGCUUGUUAAUAGCUAGCCAGCCAUUAUUUGCUUAUCACAACCAAAUAUUCUCUACAACAGUGAGUGUUGCAUAAAGAGACCCCAUUUGUUGUCAAAAGCAAGUGUUUAAUUUGCAUGAAAACAAUAUUUAUUUAGCUAUAGAUUUUGCAAUAAUAGUCAGCCAACUUGAUGUAAAGGGCAACCUAGCUACCCAGCUAACAAAGCUCGGUUCUUAACGUUAUAUAAUGCUAGAUAUCAAUAACAUCAGCUAACUAGUCGCUUGUCGUGUAUAUAAUUGGUCUUUCAUUUUUGGGAAAGUUUAUCGGGAGGAUUUACUUUCAACGUUCACUGGCCAGUCAACGUUAGCUAGCUUGUUAGGGAACUAGCCCGCCUUACAUCGUAACUCGCAUUGCUAGAAAUCGUAGCAUUAAACAGGCUCCAGUUUAUAGCUACGAGUUAGUGGUGGAGUAUUGCAGUGGAACGUCCAGUCAGGUCAGAAGACAUCCUGUUUACAGCGGAUAGCCUCCUCUCAAUCAAGCUAGAGACACUUAGGUAAUCAUGCUGCACCAAUGCAUGCCAUUCGAAGGUACUUUUUGUGCAUUUUAAAUGUUGCACUAACUCGCUUCUUAGAACAGUUCACAGCACCACAUUGGCCAAGUUUUAACACAGACAAAGGGAAGUCUAGUCGAAUAUCAUCACGUGCACGGAGAUCACGUACUGUUGCUCUUCCAAGAGCCACACCAGUAAACUAGCCUCAAGGAUUCUGUAACUAAAUUUAGCUCGCAAGGGAUGGAAACCAAUUUACUGAGGAUAAUGCGAGUACAAUUGUCUAGCUGACGUUACUUGGCUUGGCAGUAUCAACAUAAUAAACCAGAGGAAAUCUUUAUAUAGACACAUAUUACUUAAUUUGAAUGAGUUUAAGCUAAUGUUGGGAUACUAGUCGAAAUGCAUAUGCAUUGUAAUUAAUUAGAAUGUUUACUAGCUGAUAUAUCUCAGAAAACAAAUAAAAUAGCACAGGACAGGAGCUGUUGACAAACAGACAUUACUCUGUCACUAAAACAUAUUUGAUGACAACGUUAUUGUGCAAGCUAUCACUUCCUGGUAGGACUGGAAACCCAACAACAACAAGCCUUUAAAAAUAUAUACUAUUUAUUUGCUUGUUGUUGGUAUUGCUAUGUAAUUACACUUUGUCUAAAGACUGAAGGAAAAUAACACAGUAGAUAUUGCAGUCAGUGGUGCCUGAAUUUCAUGCAUUUUGCUUUGAGGGAGCACACAAUUUAAAGUCCCCCACCAGCUAUUUUUGAACUUUUCCUGUCAAGCUAGAUAGUUCUAACACUGUUUCAAUUUGCCGGGGGUGUAGUUUCAACUGUCUACUGUAAGAUACUUGAAGAUUGCCUAUGAAAACAUGAGGAAGAUGCUCCGAGCACUCUCUGAAAGGAAUAAGCUCCCCACUAGCUGACGUGAGGAGUUGUAACGUUUGGACAUAACUGGCAGACAGCAGCAUCACUGUGGAACUCUGUACAAUAAACUUGAAGAGAAAAGGAGAUGGUCACCCUGCUGUGACAUCAUUGGACUGCAGGAGAGGACACGGACACGCUCGAGCCGUCUGCAGCCAUGAGUCUCCGCCCCCCCACCUCAACACUGGACAGGCUCAGCAGCCUGACUAUAGGAGAUUCGGAGCGCAAGACCUCCAGCGGCCAGCAGAGGGAGACUCUGGCUGACUUCCCCGCUGAGAGCACAGGUCCAGGUCUUGUUCAGAGAUGUGUGGUGGUACAGAAGGAUCAGCUAGGGUUUGGUUUCACUGUGUGUGGCGAGAGGAUCAAGCUGGUGCAGAAUGUUCGACCAGGUGGCGCAGCGGUCAAGGCAGGGGUCCACGAGGGAGACAGAAUCAUAAAGGUCAAUGGCUCGCUGGUGUCGGCCAUGUCUCAUCAGGAGGUGGUGAAGCUCAUCAAGUCUGGGACAUAUGUUGCUCUGACUCUUCAAGGACCGCCCCCUUCAGCAGCUGCCCUCCCCCUACACCCCCUCCCCACUGACCUCUUACCCAAUCAGAGGACGUCACUGGGAGGAGAAGCCCCGCCUCCACCACCUCCACCCCUGCCCCCUGGACUGACCAGCACCCCCUCCCAAAGAAUCACCAAACCACUGCAGAACCUAGAUGUGCAGAAACAUGCCACUCAGAUUCUCAGGAACAUGCUGGAACAGGGAGAGGCUGAGCUUCAGGACUUGAUGGAGGAACUGUCACGGAACCCCUCCCCAUCCCUGGAGGAGCGAAUUGAAAGUGCCAAGAGGCGGGCCCAACAAGUCCGGGUUAAAAUCCAACAAGAUCUGGAUGGAACUCGAUCGGAAGCUGUGACCAACUAUGUAGUAGCAGGAGAAGGUCGGUUGUCGGUGGAUUCAAGUGAAGGAGACUUUGAGGCCUUUGAGAGCCCCCACUCCUCCCCCUCCACCUCCUCCUUCAGGACCCCCCUACACCGGAGACAGGGUUCCGACACACACACCUUCACUGACUCGGCUGGGAAGGCUCAGAUCAUUGGCCCAGAGGAAGAGGAGGAAGAGGACAACAGCUAUACGCUCAACGAGAUGGACGGCCCAUUUCAGGACAUAGAGCUUCUCAAGUCGCGACCAGCCCACAUGACCGUGUUCAUGAGAUACGUCUUCAGUCAGCUACUGGAUCCCAACCCGCUGCUGUUCUACCUGUCAGUGGAGGCCUACCUGGGCUCCAGCCCUAAAGACGCCCGUGCCCUCGCCCCACAGAUCUGCUCCCACUUCCUGGACCCUGAUGCUCCGUUGAAAAUCAGAGUAAGAGAAGAAUACCUGACGGAUAUAGAGAGUCGUCUUCAUGCCCAGGAGGACAUCAGGGGACCUCUGUCUGAGCUCCAACAGCAGGUGCUGCCUGACAUUCAGGACCAAAUACAGGAUUACAGGAAUAAGCAGAUGAUGGGUCUGGGCUCUCUGUUUGGAGAGGGAGACCUGCAGCAGCUGGAUGGAGACCCAGCCAAGGAGAGGCUAGUGGUGGACAGACAGGUCACUGCUCUCUGGGAGAUACUCUCGAAGCACGAAGAGGACAGAAGUUCUCCUCUAGCCUCUGCAGUACUGCUGUACCUCCGUCAUUCAGGCAUAAAGCUGAGGGACUCCAGGGUGUUCCCAGGCCUCAGCACUGAGAAGGAGAAGUGGCUUGCCUUCUUUCCCAAGACCAAGAAGCUGAGCAGUUCAAAGAAAGACAAGGAUGGAGAGGACAGGAAGAGAAACCCCAUCCUGAAGUAUAUCGGCAAGCCCAGGAGCACCUCUCAGUCCACGUUCCAUGUUCCCUUGUCUCCCACUGAAGUGCGUCCGGGCAGUGUGAGGAACAUAAUCCAGCAGUUUGAGAACCACAUAGAGAUCCCCGGGGAGGAGGGGGCCGAGGGAGACCCUCCGAGAUUGUCCUCCAGCAGCCUGGGAGAGGACAGCAUGGACAGCCCUACGGUGUCGGUGCGUCUGGCUCGUAGUGAGUCUCUAAAGGCGCAGGGGGAAGGGCGUCGGCGCGGCGGGUCCUCGGGGGCGGAGACAGUCCCUCGUUCCCGUAGCGACGUGGACAUGGAGGACUGUGGAGAGGAGAGGGAGGGGCCGGGCCUGAGACCCCUACACCACAGCGCCUCCUCAGCCUCCAGCAGCUCAGCACGAUCCUGCGAGAACCCCACCCCUCCGUACACCCCUCAGUCCUCCAGACGAAAGAGUGUGGAGUUCCCAGUGGCCCUGCUCCCUGACGCCCCAGCCCUAGAGGAGGACGUGGUGGACAGUCACAACUGGCAGGAGACGGUGGCCCCGCAGGUCCUGGCCACUCUCUGUCCCCGAGAGGUGGACCGACAGGCUGUCAUCUACGAAUUGCUGACAACGGAGGCGUCUCACCUGCGUACACUCAGGGUGUUGGAUCAGGUGUUCUUCCAGAAGAUGAGGUGUGUACUGAGCUCUGACGAGCUGGCCUGCAUCUUCCCCAACCUGCCUCAGGUCUACGAGCUUCACGCGAGUCUGUGUGAAGCCAUGAAGAAGAGAAGAGAAUCUCCCAUCGUUCAGGGCAUCGGUGACAUCAUGCUGGCCAGGUUUGAGGGCGUGGCGGGGGAGGAGUUUCAGGAGCAGGCGUCCCACCUGUGCAGUCAGCAGUCUCAGGCCCUGGAGCUCAUCAAGAACAAACAACGCAAAGACCCCCGCUUCGCACACAUCAUCCAGGAGUGUGAGGCCAGUCCUCACUGUAGGAGGCUGCAGCUGAAGGAUCUGCUGGUGUCUGAGACACAGAGACUUACCAAGUACCCUCUGCUUCUGGACAAAAUCCUCAAACACACAGAAGCUGGUUCCACAGACCUCCCACCUCUCCAACAGGCACAAGCCUGUUGCCGGGGGAUACUGCAGGCCGUCAACGAGGUCGUCAGGGAGACGGAACACCGGCAGCGGCUCAACCAAUACCAGCGCAGGUUGGACCCCACGCCACAGUUGAAGAGUCUAGACCUGACCAGUAAGAGAAUGAUCCAUGAGGGUCCUCUCACCUGGAAAGUCAGUAAAGACAAAACCUUAGAGAUCCAGGCGCUGCUGUUGUCAGACCUUCUGGUGUUGCUCCAGAGAGGUCCAGACGACCGGCUGCUGCUGCGCUGCCCGUCCCGCUGGCUGGGGGGAGGAGGAGGGGGUAGUGGGGACACCAAGGCCUCCUUCAGCCCUGUGGUCCAGCUAGAUUCACUGCUGGUGCGCUCUGUGGCCACAGACAACAAGGCCCUGUACGUCAUCAGCACAACAGAGCAACAGAUCUACGAGCUGGUAGCAGGGACGUCCUCAGAGAAAAACAUCUGGAAAGACCAACUUGAAAAGACCAUCUCAUUGGCUGCUGGCUCCUCACCUUUGACCAAUAACAGAUCCACACCUAUUUCCUCCCCGAGUCUUGGUAACGCUUCCCCUGUCUCAACUGGCAGCCAUGUCUACCAAUCAGACGACUCGAUGACGGAGCAGGUGGUUUCAAUGGAGACAAACUCUCCUAAUGAUGAGGACAAUGAGCUCACGCCCACCACACCAACGGCCCAAUCAGGGGCUUUCCUCCACAGUGAGGGGCGGGACUACGUCAAGAGACAAAUUGGAGUGGCUGAAGCAGCUCUUGAAGACAUGGAGAUGCUAAGGCAGCUGAUUUUCCACAACAUGGAGGAAGAAGGGUGGAGUCACGACUCAGAUGGAACGCCCACAAACGAGACAGCCAAUCAGAGGAGCUCGCUCAAUGACAGACAGAGACCGGCGUCCUCUGAGACUCUCCUCAGCGCCAGUCCCAGCCAAUUGGAGGCUGAGCAUUCAGAAGUCCCGCCCUCGGAGGUGGGGUCCCCCAGUGUACAUGUUGUGCGGAAAGCUGUGGUGGCGGGCUCUCCUUCUAUCCCUGAUGACAUCACUGAUGAUGUCAAUCUCCACUCUGACCAAUCACCUGAGCCGAGAGGCGGGGCCAGUGUACGGGGAAACGUGUUCUACCUGGUGAUGCCUACAGAGAAGGGAGAGGGACUGCUGGAUGAGAGUCCCACAGAUGAGGUCAUUGAUCCCCCCACCCCGACCUCCACUGAACUUCCUGAUCUGGACCAGGAAGUGAUGUCAUCAAACAUACAGCAUCAUGAGGAAGAAGGGCAGGUCUCUUCCACCCUGUCUGCGGGCGACCAAUCGGAGCUGGGGAAUCUGAGCCGGGAGGGAGGGCUUGGCCAAUCACAAAAGGUCCUCCAGAGCCAUGUGAUCAAACACGUGGAUGAGAUAUUCCACACAAUCGAGGAAUUGAUGAACAAGCUGCACCAGCUGAGGGACAUAGAGACAGCUCAUCACAAGCUCCUGAGAACACUGAGAGAGCCGCCUGUCAAUCAGGAGUCAGGUGACCUCCCUCGUAACCAGGAAACCGUCAUCAGGACGCCGUCUCUGGACCGGGACCCAGGGGAUGAGCCAGCUAAGCCUGAGAUCCUCUCCACUGGAUUCUAACGAUGUUAUCUCAAUGAGGACUUCUUAACAGACUCACCCCUGCCCUGCCGUAGACAUACGCACACACACACUAACGGACUGGGACCCCAGCCUUUACCCCCUACCCCCCCUCUCACACCCCUAACCCUCAGCCCAAUCCUAGCAUGCACUGCUCGUGGGAGCAGGAUCGAGGAAGUACUGUGAUGUUGUUGGUGUUGCCCUGGGAGACCAGGAAGUGAUGCAGGACUGAUGGCCCCAGCCCCCUGACACCCAAGGAUCCGCCCCCAACACGGUUUCAGGGUUAACUCUGACCUCUGUGAAUCCAGAGAGAGUCCAGGGUCGAGAAGAUGGACAGAUGAAGGCAAAAAAAGAAGGAAGAGACGGAGAAGUAGAGCACAAGUGACGGAAAUGUUGUGUGAAGAAGCAAAUAGAUAAUACUGAAAGUGGAGAGUGGGAGGAAUCUAAAUUGGCAAGGAAUAAUGCCAUGGAUGACAUGUUGGACGGAAGUAAGGUUGGUUACAUUUGAAGAAGAAGUUAGUAUACUUUGAAAGAAGUAGUGAUGGUUCAAGGGAGAGAGUUGAGAAGUGACAGAUGUUUGACUGAGAACAACGACUGAACAGGAUAACGUAAGGACCCUAGCACCCUACCCACAAUGCAUCCUCUGUCGCGUAUCCAUACUCCACAACGGAUUGGAUUAGUGAGUGACUGGAAACUGGACAGAUCACCGGCUCCAUUGUGAGUCAAAGCUGCACCUAGUUUGAGCCAAGAUGGUAGUUCAUUACUACUGUUUGCUUUACAGUAUGCCUGCCAUGGAGGCCGAUCGAAGGACUGUGUGUGUGUGUGUGUAUAUAUAUAUAUAUACACACACACACACACACACACACACUGAACAAAAAU